Messenger RNA from Cornus florida, 811 nucleotides. RefSeq names its product bet1-like protein At4g14600. Lineage: Eukaryota; Viridiplantae; Streptophyta; Magnoliopsida; Cornales; Cornaceae. Bases 164 to 562 code for a protein of 132 amino acids. The record is from RefSeq and is a predicted model, not a curated record. The transcript has 4 exons.
AGAAGCCGGAAGCUUCAAAUUACCCACCAACUCCGCGUAACAGACAGCCACCUCCUCUGAUUUCAAAUUCGAUCAUCCGUCCUGUACGCUUCUUCCUUCUUUCUAGGGUUUCGUUCUUCGAUUCUGAAGCUUUAUCGUCUUCGAUUUUCUUUCUCUUUCUUCAAUGGCGACCAAUUCGCACAGAGGCCGUGACUUUUACGGUGCUGCUUACAGAUCCAGAGAAGGGCUUAGCACGAGACCUGCGGCUAUUUCUGAUGAAAUACAAUUGCGGAUUGAUCCGAUGCACGCGGAUGUGGACGACGAGAUUAGCGGUCUCCGUAAACAAGUUAGACAGCUCAGAAAUGUAGCUCAGGAGAUAGAAUCAGAAGCAAAGUUUCAGAAUGAUUUUAUCAGUCAGCUGCAAACGACGCUGAUCAAAGCUCAAGCAGGGGUGAAGAACAACAUGAGAAAAUUGAAUAAGAGCAUCAUCCAGCAGGGAUCAAGCCAUGUGAUCCAUGUGAUUGGUUUCGCACUACUAUGUUUUUUUGUGGUCUACAUGUGGUCCAAAUUUUCGAGAAGAUGAGAACCAGCAGUCUUGCUGCCACACCAGAAGUAUCCAAAUUUUCGAGAAGAUGAGAACUGGCAGUCUUGCUGCCACACCAAAAGUGCAUUUUUAGUCUUCUGAGAAUUUCUAAUCUAUUGUAAAGCCAGCCCCAUGGCUUUAUAAGUUGUAAUGACGUCUUUUUAAAGUCUGAUUUUAGUUUUCUUCAUUUAAUUUUGCGCAGAAAAAGAAUGUUUACCUUGUGAGUAAUGUUGAUGUCUACUUUGUGAA